Messenger RNA from Salvelinus fontinalis (brook trout), 2558 nucleotides. RefSeq lists its product as uncharacterized. Gene Ontology annotation, cellular component: guanyl-nucleotide exchange factor complex. The record is from RefSeq and is a predicted model, not a curated record. The annotation marks the transcript as partial. NCBI's taxonomy places the organism in Eukaryota, Metazoa, Chordata, Actinopteri, Salmoniformes, Salmonidae. The transcript has 2 exons.
GUGUGUUAGACUCUCUCCUCUCCUCCUAUAGAGUUGGGUCAGGGCUGUGUGUUAGUCUCUCUCCUAUAGAGUUAUUAAACUAUAGGGGUGUGUGUACCGUGUCCCUAGGUGUGUACGUGGGUCAGGGUGAAGGCUGUGAUGUGGUACGGAGUCGUACCCCUGCGGAGGCGGGGAUUAGACGUGACGUGCGGUCCCUGGCACGGAGGGCGAACAGCGAGGACAGUAUUGAGGUCAUCAGCACCUCAGACUCCAUCUUCCCCGACGAUCUCAUCUUCACCGCCAUCACAGAGGAGGAGCCUGAGGAGCAUGGAAUCAUGGGUAGUGUAAUCCAGGAAGAGGAGGAUGAGGAGGCAGCAGGUGAGGACACGCCCAUUCAGCAGCACAGCACCCUGGGGAUUGUAGUUCACGAGGAGGCGGCGCACACUCGGCCCCAGGGAAUCAUGGGUAAUAUAGUCCAGACGGAGGGAGAGGAGGAGCUAGAGGACACUCCCACUCGGCCGCACAGCACCCUGGGUAUUGAACUCCAGGAAUUGGAGGAGGAGAAGCCAGAGAGAUGGGACACUCCGGCCCCCACGUCUGAGCCCCAGGGAACUCUGGUCCACCAGGUGUCAGUAGAGUGCUCCUCCCAGCAGUACGAGGGUCACCAUGCCGACGCGGAGGUCAGAGGUCAGGCUGGGCAUGAUAGCGAGCGAGUGGUUCCUGACCUCCAGGUGAACUUUUCUAUCCCCCUGAGGUUAGACGUUAGAGGUCAGGGGUCAGGGGGCCGGCGGUUGCUAGGCGACACCCCUUACAGGCUGAGCGUCGACGAGGCGUCAGACUGUAUGAGCUACGACAGCACCUCUUCCUCUCUGCCCCCCACACGUCUCCACGGCAACCGCAGCGCUAGUAACCCGCGACGACAUCAGCACCAGAGGAGGAAGGCGGGUCUUGGAGCCCUCAGGUUCCUGCGGCAGAAUUCUUUCUCCCAGAAUGCCGUGUUCUGCCUGCUGAGCGGCCGGCCGCUGGUGGUGAUUGGUGGAGAGGAGGGUUCCGUGAGGAGGACGGUCGCUGCCCUGUCGCUCUACCUGCCGUCACCUGGUCGCUAUGGAGAUGCUGUGCAGCCCUACCUGGCCACGCCUCUUCAGCUGACAGACCUGCUCACCUGGAGACUCAUCGGAAUCCACAGGUAAAAACAGAGCAUCAAAACCCUGAUGCAUCAUGGGUAAAUUGUGACUGACUGAGCUACAAAUGAUAUUGAGUAGUGAUUUAUGAGGCCUGUAUAGUCUGCUGUAAUGUUGACUGUCCCAAUUAGUUACCCUGCCCACUGUCUCCUAUCCAAGUUCUCAAACAGGUAUUUCCAAACUGGGGUACGUGCAAUGCCAUCGGGGUACGCCAAAUAAAAAUGUAAUUCACAUUUUUUUUAAACAGUCCAUUUAUAUUUUCCACCGAGGCUAUACAUUUGGGUGAGUUUUUUUCCUCUUACCUGAGUCGCCUCGUUUCACCGCCAAAAAUAAAAUUAAACCAUCUAGUGUUCAGCGAAAUAACAACACAAAGUCAAAUACAGGAAGCCUCGUCAAAUAAUUAACAUCCAAUCACAUUAACCGUUACUCUCUCGCGGGAAUUCCACUAAACGGUCCGUAUGUAGCCAAACGCCUCCCGGGUGGCGCAGUGGUCUAGGGCACUGCAUCGCAGUGCUAGUGUCGUGGAAAAUCAUCUCAGAAAUAUAACGCUUUAUCAGAACUUGUAAAUUCAAUCAUGCUCUUUAUUACAAUUGUACAGCCAUCUGGAAUGUCCGCGGAACCCCCCCCUCAGAAGUCCAGUCCUUUAUAUUUAUACCCACAUAGUAUUGUCCGUCCCCUAUGACGUCAUUCCCCACCAUCUGCCUUCAAUCAGUUUAUCAUGGUGGCCGGACCCUCCCUUUACCACUAAAUCAAUGCACUCUUUGUGCCCCCCCCCCUCUCUAGGGCAUCCAAUUGCUUAUAGGCGUCUAUGUGUCUGGUCAGUUUCACUCAAAUGGAAUCAGCAGACUAUGUGUUUCUUGUUCAUUAGUGUCCAGCCAUCUCAGGCAUAUUUCUCUGGUAUGUAUGCUUUUCUAGUGGAAUGAGUAGACUAUAUUUCUAGUGGGUCUAAGUGCCCUAAACACAUAUUUCUCUGACAUGUGUAUCUCUUUAAAGAAUCAGCAGACUGUGUGUCUAGUGUCCAAUUUCUUUAAGCGCCUAUCUGUCUGACAGCAUAAUGGAGAAUCUACAAGGGUCAAAGGAUCAGAGGGCCAGAACGUCCCCCAGUAGACCUCCAUCACCACGGUCCCAUGACCCAUGUCAACAUGUGGUUCGCUACCACCACACCAUCUGCCAAUCUUCGGUUUCCUGUAUUUACCAGAAUGGCAAACACACUCACAUCUGCCUUCUUAUACUAUUUACCUAUCUAUUGUUUAAUAGUGUGAUAUCUACCUACAUAUGUCACUUACUCCUACAUAAUCCCUCCUCUUGAGGGUAAAUAACCUCAAAAACCAUAUUAAAAAUGACAUAUAGAGAGUAGAUAUCAAUACCAACAAUUGACUAAAACAUUAUCAAAAUAAA